AUGUCACACGACACAUUUCGCAACGUUGGCCGCGGCGGCGCCGGCAACUUUUACUCUGUCAACGAGGUACAAAAAGGAUCGAGGGAUCUCGAAGCGGCCGAGCACCAGACCGCAUCGACCGGUCAUGUCUCACCUCUACCGCCCAUCACCCACCAGCCUACCGUACCUGCUCGCGCCGGUCGAGGCGGCGCGGGGAAUCUGAUACUGCCCGGCGACGGCAACGGAAACGGCAGCGGCAACGGCGGCAAUGCAAGCUACCGCUCCCACCAUCCCCAUAAUCACAACCACAACGGCAGCAGGGUCGACGAGGACGCAUAUGCUCUCGCAGAGGACACCGCCGCCGCCGUGAGACGCAACCCGACCGCCUCCAGGGCCCCCGCAGCCCACUCCGGUCGCGGCGGCGCCGGGAACUGGGCCGCCAACGCGGCCGUCACCGAGAAGCAGGCCGAGGAGUCGAGGAGGACGGCCGAGCUCGAGGACAAGGUUCGCCAUGUCGUCGAGCAGGGGCUCAAGAUGCCGCAGAAAGCGCACUAUGCCUUUGAGAAGCACACCGGCCCUUGA
Molecule: messenger RNA, 561 nt
Organism: Geosmithia morbida
Lineage: Eukaryota; Fungi; Ascomycota; Sordariomycetes; Hypocreales; Bionectriaceae
Product: Protein of unknown function (DUF3602)
Exons: 2
Coding region: 1-561 (186 amino acids)
Source: RefSeq, a predicted model, not a curated record